AUGUCCGAGACUCUAACCCACAUUGGCCCCAGACGGCCACGCCGAUAUGCGCCCCGAACACGUCUGGGAUGUUUGACAUGCCGGAGGCGGAAGAAGAAGUGCCCCGCCGACGGCCCUGAGUGUCGGACAUGUGUCAGACUGAGUCUUGACUGCGAGUGGGACAACAGGAGACACUUCCCUACCUCUGGGCCUAGUCCAGCGAGCACGGCCGCCGGAGAGGAUGGGCGGCCUUCAUCAGAGCCGGAUCACGACCUUCCACUCACAGUUACCGAGCUAUCAGCGGCAAUUCCUCCUUCGCCAUCAGUCCUACCAGCCAUGACCGAUGCUGGUGACCAGAACAUGUUACUAUCCUAUUAUAUACACUCCUUUGUCCCCAACAUCUCUGUCGUGCAUACCUCUUCCAACUUCUUCACGUCGGCUAUCCUGGCAUGUUCAGCUGCACACCUUGCCAAAGGAGCUCCGAAUUCAGACGAUCAAGCUCGACUUCUUGAACUCUCUCUGCGUUCCCAGGUCCGAUGCCAUCGGUUCUUACAGGAACGUAUCAGUCUCACUGGUCGAUUGCAGUCGGAUCAUAUUGAAGCUAUUGCCAUCAUUCUUCUACUCGUGGGACUGGAAGUCCAAAACGGCGCCAAUACUGGCAAAUGGGUCUGCCAACUUGACUGUGUACGCAACGUGAUCAAACAAUCUGGCGGAAACGGUGUGUUUUGCAGACGGUCCUGGGAAGCAGAGGCUCUAUACGAGCAUUUCCUCUACCACGACGUUAUGAGUCUAAUCAUGUCUGGAGUGGCAGGGUCCGAGACCGAUGAAUUAGAGGCUACUUCUCCCUCCGACAUUGCUGCCUCUUCGCCAUUGCCGUUUUCCGAAGCGGAAGUGCCUUGGGCUAGAUUCCUCCCGCAAGACAGACAACGCUCGAGUUCAUCUUCCUCGUCCUCCAGCAAGCGAAGGCCGGCGUCAUCUACGUCCAUUCAUCCACUUCUGGGGUUGUCAAAGGAUUUAUUUUUCCUCAUACAGAAAAUCCCUCGCGUUAAGCCUGUCCAAAGCGAGGGAGAAGGAUGCCUGAAUCCAGCCGAGAAUGAACUCUUUCUAAAUCUGGAGAGGCAAUUCGUCGACCUUCGAUUCGACCUUGCCGGCGAUGCUUGCGGAGGAAUCGACUUGGCCGCGCGGCUCGACCUCGUGGUUUUAGCAAAGACUUACCGUCUCGCAGCACUCAUUCUUCUCUACCGGCGAUCCUGCGUGCACGAAGACCAGAUUCCUCUCCUGGCACAGCGCAUUAUUAGUUUUGCGGAGCGUAUUUCCGAGGGAAAUGCGGCCGAGGCUGGACUCACUUACCCGCUGUUUCUGGCCGGGGCUGAAUUGGUUGAUGAAGAAAGUAUUGUUGUUUGCGCGACAAAACUGAUGAAGAUCAGGGAGAGAAUAAAGGUUAUGAAUAUACAGUCGGCCGAGGAAGUCUUACAAGAAGUCUGGAGAGACCGGUUGAACGGUGGACCUUACCGAGACUGGGAGAAUGUUCUUCGCAACUGGAAGUGGGUGAUAAAUUUGGGUUAG
This is a messenger RNA of Clonostachys byssicola, 1545 nucleotides long. NCBI's taxonomy places the organism in Eukaryota, Fungi, Ascomycota, Sordariomycetes, Hypocreales, Bionectriaceae. The record is from the annotation of a GenBank genome assembly.